AUGACUGACGAAUUUGCCAGAAAAAUUAUGGAUGGAAGAGUGGGUGACCAUUUUCAAGUUUCGAAAGACUACAAAGGAAAAUACAUUAACGCCGUCGGAGUGCCUUUGGACUCACCUCAUGGUCGAGCUUACCCUAUUCCAGCCGGAACAGAUGGAAAUACUGUUAAAGAUACAGUUGUUAUACAACGUCCUGAUUUCCGCAAAGAAAAAAAAAAUUCUUCCGUCUUUAAAUAG
Auanema sp. JU1783 is the source of this 234-nucleotide messenger RNA. The record is from the annotation of a GenBank genome assembly. Lineage: Eukaryota; Metazoa; Nematoda; Chromadorea; Rhabditida; Rhabditidae.